AUGGUUGAUAGGCUUCAAGGAUCGGAGUUUUGGCUGCAGUUUGAGUUCCUCGCGGAUGAGGAUCCUGUCAUGGAGAAGGAGAAAUUAAACAAAAAAAAACUAAAAUUAACACUUUCUCCCACAACGCAAUACAUAAACGAAAAGAUCAUUUUUCUCUGGGAGUACCAUUCAAGGAGCUUGCUGAAUUCACGACAAAGAGAGAAUUUGAGUCCUCUGAAUACUAGGGUUCAAAUCCGAAUGGGGCACUUGAACAUGGAGAAGAAAUGGGUAUUACCUCUUGUUAUAAGCUCGUUAGUAUGUGUUCUCCUUCUUGCUACCUCUUUCAAUAUGGGGAUGGUGUCCUCGUUGCGCGAUUCGAUCUUUUCAAUACUGCCAUCUCGUCUUACAACCAAUCAAGCCAGCCCUUAUUUUGCGGAGGCAAAGAUUAAGCAAUCACCACCUCCUCCCCGUCAUUCCAUUCCAAAAUUUGCCUAUUUAAUUUCCGGAUCAAAGGGUGAUAUAGAGAAGCUUUGGAGGACACUUCAUGCGCUAUAUCAUCCCUGGAAUUAUUAUGUUGUUCAUCUGGAUCUUGAGUCUCCUCCAGAGGAGAGACUGGAGCUUACUUCCCGAGUUGAAAAGGAUCCUAUUUUUGCAAAAGUUGGGAACGUGUACAUGAAUACCAAAGCAAAUAUGGUUACUUAUAGAGGGCCAACCAUGGUUUCUAAUACUCUUCACGCAUGUGCCAUUCUUCUCAAGAAACAUCAGGAUUGGGAUUGGUUUAUUAACCUAAGUGCUUCAGAUUAUCCCCUAGUGACUCAAGAUGAUCUUCUUUACACGUUUUCUAAGAUAAAACGGGAAUGGAAUUUCAUUGAGCACACGAGCGAAUUAGGCUGGAAAGAGGGUCAAAGGGCCAUGCCAUUAAUCAUAGACCCUGGCCUUUACCAGACAAAUAAAUCAGAUAUAUUUUGGGUCACCCCACAGAGAACGUUACCCACAGCAUUCAAAUUGUUUACUGGUUCAGCCUGGAUGGUCCUUUCACGUCCAUUUGUCGAGUACUGUAUAUGGGGUUGGGAUAAUCUUCCGAGAACCCUUCUCAUGUACUACUCAAACUUUCUUUCCUCUCCCGAAGGGUAUUUUCAAACUGUUAUCUGCAAUGCUCCAGAAUUUGUACCAACGGUUGUCAAUCAUGACAUGCACUAUAUUUCUUGGGAUUCCCCUCCCAGACAGCAUCCUCAUACUCUCUCCCUUAACGACACAGCAAAAAUGAUUGCAAGUGGUGCUGCCUUUGCACGUAAGUUCAAGCAAAAUGUACCUGUCCUGGACAAACUUGAUAAAGAAUUGCUGAGACGAAAGAACGGGAGUUUCACUCCUGGCGGGUGGUGUGCAGGUACCCCUCUUUGCUCCGAGGUUGGAAAUCCUACCCAGCUUAGACCCAGUCCAGGUGCUCAAAGGCUUCGACGUCUUUUAGAUGUACUACUUGUGUCAGCCAAAUUUGGUCAAAACCAAUGUAAUUAG
Messenger RNA from Fraxinus pennsylvanica, 1494 nucleotides. The record is from the annotation of a GenBank genome assembly. NCBI's taxonomy places the organism in Eukaryota, Viridiplantae, Streptophyta, Magnoliopsida, Lamiales, Oleaceae.